This is a messenger RNA of Carica papaya (papaya), 1380 nucleotides long. NCBI's taxonomy places the organism in Eukaryota, Viridiplantae, Streptophyta, Magnoliopsida, Brassicales, Caricaceae. The record is from RefSeq and is a predicted model, not a curated record.
AAUUUACAGGUUGUUCUGGGAGAAGAAGUAGGGCGUGUGAGAUUGAUAACCCUCAACCGUCCUCGUCAGUUGAAUGUCAUCUCAUCCGAUGUGGUAUCCUUGCUAGCAGAAUAUCUGGAGAAAUGGGAGAAAGAUGAUGUUGCUGAGCUUAUAUUAAUUAAGGGAGCUGGCCGUGCUUUUUCUGCUGGAGGGGAUCUACGAAUGUUCUAUGAUGGCAGGAAAACAAAGGAUUCCUGCCUUGAAGUGGUUUAUAGAAUGUACUGGCUUUGCUAUCACAUUCAUACCUACAAGAAGACCUUGAUUUCGCUAGUCCAUGGAAUUUCAAUGGGAGGUGGCGCAGCGUUGAUGGUUCCAAUGAAGUUCUCAGUUGUCACAGAGAAGACUGUUUUUGCAACUCCAGAAGCAAGUAUUGGAUUUCAUACUGAUUGCAGUUUCUCAUACAUCCUUUCCCAUCUCCCUGGGCAUUUAGGGGAAUAUUUGGCACUAACUGGGGCCAGGUUGAAUGGUAAGGAAUUGAUUGCAGCAGGCCUAGCAACCCAUUUUGUCCCCUCUGAGAAAAUGCCCGAGCUAGAAAAGAGUCUCAUGAGCUUAAAUUCUCACAGUGAAAGUGCAGUCAAAUCUGCAAUCGAGGAAUCCUCCGUGGAAGUGCAGAUAGAUGAAGAAAGCAUAUUGAACAAGCAGUCAAUAAUUGAUGAGUGCUUUUCCAAGGACAGUGUUACUGACAUUUUACAAUCAUUUGAAGCUGAAGCAAGGAAAGAAGGAAAUGGAUGGAUAGGUCCGGUGCUAAAGGGGCUGAAAAGAUCAUCCCCAACAGGAUUGAAAACAACACUAAGAUCGAUUCGCGAAGGUAGGAAGCAAACACUGUCUGAAUGUCUGAAGAAGGAAUUUAGGCUCACAAUGAACAUACUAAGAAUGGCAAUAUCUCCAGAUGUCUAUGAGGGUAUUAGAGCUCUAACCAUUGACAAGGACAAUUCUCCGAAGUGGGAUCCACCAACUCUGGACAGUGUAGAGGAUGAGAAAGUAAACUUGGUAUUUCAGCCCUUUGAGGAGGCUUUGGAGCUUCAAGUUCCAGAUAAAGAAGAAUGCAGGUGGGAUGGUAAAUAUGAGACUAGCGCUUAUGCAACAUCAGCAAUGAAAGAUUAGCAAACUCUUAACUUCUUAUCUACUACUGCCCGAUCAUCUUAUAUUGUAAGCAUGAAGUGCCAUACAAUUCGUUUUGGUAUGGCUUGUGGGAGCAGAUUUUAGUUGAUCGGUUAUGGUCUGUUUUUCUAGUGAAUGUUUAUAUCCAUAUAAUAAAAUCAUAGAUGCGCAUGGUUCACAAGCUUCAUAUCUCCCAACCGUGAGAUAUGAACUGCAUCAUCAUUAAAAAGUCACGUUAAA